Messenger RNA from Adineta ricciae, 720 nucleotides. NCBI's taxonomy places the organism in Eukaryota, Metazoa, Rotifera, Eurotatoria, Adinetida, Adinetidae. The record is from the annotation of a GenBank genome assembly.
AUGGAUAUCGAACGUCAAAUCGACGAGUUUGUUUUACCUGGUGAUACGGUUGCACUUUCAACUUUACCAAGUCCACUUGAUUCUUCAAGUUCAAUAGUUCUCGGGCCCGGUUUACAUUAUGACAAGGAUACAAGCGCAUUUAUAUCACAUGCAUGUGGUCAUAUACGCGAACCAACAUCCUUGACAUAUUAUGUUGAUGGUCAUCGACCUUGCGCAUCAUCACUUUCAACAGGUGAUCUCGUUGUAGGCAUUGUUGUACGUCGACAACUUGAAUCUCUUCUUGUCGAUAUUGGUUACAAUGAAUUAGCCUCGUUAUCUUUAUACGAUUUUGAAGGUUCAACAAAACGUACGAAACCGAAUGUCGAUCGGGGUGAUGUUAUCUACGGUCGAUUGAAGAUCGAUGGUGAAUGUCAACCGCAAAUUGUGUGUGUUAACGAAGACGGCAAAGCUGAUGGAAUGGGUGUUUUGAACGACGACGGAUAUCUAUUUGAUUUAUCUGUGGAUAUCGCGAAUGAUUUAAUCGGUCAAGAUACUCUGUUGAAAGAUUUAGGAAAUGAAAUUCCUUAUGAAAUAGCUAUUGGAGCUAACGGACGUAUUUGGAUAAAAGCUAAGACAACGCGGCAAAUGAUUGCGUUAAGAAAUAUUAUAUUGGAAAGAGCAAAGAAUAAGUUGGAUAUCAAUCAAUUAAAAGAAGUUUUUGCACAAAGUCUUGUUUCAUAG